Molecule: messenger RNA, 1811 nt
Organism: Laetiporus sulphureus 93-53
Lineage: Eukaryota; Fungi; Basidiomycota; Agaricomycetes; Polyporales; Laetiporaceae
Product: alpha/beta-hydrolase
Exons: 5
Coding region: 78-1688 (536 amino acids)
Molecular function (GO): hydrolase activity
Source: RefSeq, a predicted model, not a curated record
CAUAAACAUUCUAUCAUGUCCUCGUCGCAUCACGACUUGCCCCCAACAACGUUCAUCUCGACCUCGCAUUCCGCUCGAUGGCUGCUCAGAACGGACGAUACCACUAUCAGCAACAGAUGCCCUUUGCGCGACAGCCGCUGAAGGCGAUCUACGUCGUGCAACGCAUGUUCACCACUCUGCUCAUGGUGCCGUUCUGGGUAGUAUUCUAUGCAAUCAUACCCCGGAGGUAUCGCCCGAGGGAAUCCUGGUCGAUUAAACAAAUCGUGGCGGUCAAUUUCACGCGUCGCAUAUACAAAGUCACAGAGCUCGCGGGAGUAACCUGGGGUACGCGGGACCCAGAGGAGACGUGCGAUAAUCGCACGCUGAAGGAGACGAGAUUCGAGUGGGUUGAUCCGCUUCCGGAGGAUCUCAGAACGGGGAUUGUAACGGAUGACCAGGUGCCGUUGAAGAGAGUCGGCGUGUUCGUCUGGCCGAAGAACAGUGAUCAAGGUAUAGCCCAUGCAGAAGGCUCCGAAUCUGCCCUAACGACCCCUACCGAUAUAGAUGCUACUGCCAUCGAUGUGCCUUUAAUCGGAAUAUUCAUGCAUGGAGGAGGUUAUUGCCAUAUGUCUGCACAUGAGAAGUCGCCGACUUCAAGGAUACCCCGACAGUUGAUUAAGAAUAAGGCGUUUGCUAAUAUCUACGCUGUUGAAUACCGUCUGCUUCAGCACGCUCCCUUUCCUGCAGCAGUGCAAGAUGCUGCGGCGGUGUACGCGCACAUCGUGCGUCAGCACCAACGUCGACCCCCGAGCACAACCACCGAUUCGCAACAGUCUGUAUCACAGUCGCCGAAGGGCGAGGAACCAGAACAUUCGGAACCUGUCAAGGUCGGAGACUCCGCCGAUGGUGUUCAGCACAGGCAGGGUGAAGACGAUCUGAGGCGACGAGUGGCGCUUGCUUCACAGAACAACCAGUGCAAAGUUGUCCUCAUUGGCGAUAGCGCUGGAGGGAACCUUGUCCUCGCCCUUUCUCGCUGGAUCAGGGACGAAGGCAUCCUACCGCCGCCAGAUGGUCUCCUUCUGCUAUCCCCCUCGUGUGACCCCUCACACGCGUUCCCUGACACACCAUCGUCGUACGUGCCGCGGCCACACGCAAAGACGGACUACCUCGUCGACACGCCCGAGCCCCGCGCGCUGCUUCAGCGCACGUUCCUUGGGCAUAACUCGCUCGAGACGAUGCACAGUCCGUACGUCAGUCCCGCAUCGCAGCGCGUGCUGAGCGCGUUCUACGGCGACGCGUUCGCCGAGACCGUGCAGGACCUCACGAUCGAACGCCUCAACACAAUGGUGCGCGAUCACCUCCGCACGAUGGAGUCCGCCCCUGCGACGCCCGUGCCAGUCAUGCCCUCCGCCGUCGACGGCAACGGCGUGGAACGCAGCCCGACGAGCCUCGCGAGUCCUCUCAUCGCAUCCCCGCGUGGGUUGAGCCUCUUCAGCGAGUUUCCAAAGACGUGUAUCGUACUUGGGGACGCAGAGCGGCUGGAAAGGGAGGUGAUGAAGCUCGUGGGCGCGAUGGAGCGCGAUGGCGUCGACGUGCGCACUAUUUGGGUGAAAGACGGUGCGCACGAUGUGCUCAUGAUGGGCUGGUGGGACGAGCGGGUGCGAGCGAAGGUGUGGCGGGACAUCGGGGAGUGGAUCAAGGAGAUAUGAGUGUUAGUCGGUACAAGUAUCAUUUUAAGAUAAGACACUCAUGGACAACUUGUGCACCCUCAUUUAUCGGGCAAACACUAUUUCUGAGUCUGUCUGGCAACAAGGAGGAAGCUUGCACUGACC